Molecule: messenger RNA, 2617 nt
Organism: Puntigrus tetrazona (Sumatra barb)
Lineage: Eukaryota; Metazoa; Chordata; Actinopteri; Cypriniformes; Cyprinidae
Gene: slc16a2
Product: solute carrier family 16 member 2
Biological process (GO): transmembrane transport
Molecular function (GO): monocarboxylic acid transmembrane transporter activity; thyroid hormone transmembrane transporter activity
Source: RefSeq, a predicted model, not a curated record
UUCUGUGUAGGAUGCACCCAGAAAGCAACGAGAACGCUGCCAGCGGGACACCCGGUUCGGAGGAAUCGAGCGCCGAGCCGCAGGCUGGACCCGCCGAACACCUUGCAGUGGAGCACAAAGAGCCGCAGGAGUACGAGGAACCGGAGCGCAAGCUCGCGCCGGAGGACAGCACGGUGCAGCUGAUACAAACCGGCUGCCCCGAGAAGCGUCCGGCGACGCCGCCCGGCGCGCACCCGGGGCCGGGGUUCGUUCCCCCGGAGGGGGGCUUCGGCUGGGUCGUGGUGUUCGCCGCUACGUGGUGCAACGGCUCGAUUUUCGGCAUCCAGAACUCAUUCGGGAUUCUGCACAUGAUGCUGGUAAAAGACCACGAGGAACCGACGGACCAGGCGUCUCAGUUCAAAGUGGCAUGGGUUGGUGCUCUGGCGAUGGGGAUGAUAUUCUUCUGCUCUCCGGUGGUCAGUAUGUUCACAGAUCACUUUGGAUGUCGGAAGACGGCUGUCUGCGGAGCCUUUGUGGCCUUCCUUGGUCUUCUCACCAGUUCCUUCGCAACCACGCUGGGUCUUCGAUACUUCACAUACGGGAUACUGUUUGGCUGCGGAUCGUCGUUUGCAUUCCAGCCGUCGCUGGUGAUCCUGGGGCAUUAUUUUCGUCAGAGACUGGGUUUGGCCAACGGCGUGGUGACGGCAGGCAGCAGCCUCUUUUCGAUGGGGCUCCCUGUGCUGCUCAAGAAAGUGGUGGGACCGCUGGGCCUCCCCAGAACCUUCCAGGUCCUCAGCAUCUUCAUGCUGGUCCAGUCGCUGCUGGCCCUCACCUUUAAACCGCUCAUGCCCAGCGGGAUGUGCCCGAUGCCAGGCAUGGGAAUGGACGGGGUCCCCGUCCGGCCUGAGUCGGCGAGCAGGUGGCAGAAGGGCCUGGCCAAAAUCAGGAAGUACUUUAACGUGCGAGUGUUCGGGGUGCUGACCUAUCGGGUUUGGGCCUUCGGCGUCGCCACGGCAGUGCUGGGAUACUUCGUUCCCUAUGUGCACCUGAUGAACUUUGUGAAGGAGCAGUUUGGAGACACUCAGAGGGAGUGGGUGCUGCUGGUGUGCAUCGGAGCGUCGUCUGGAGUCGGUCGACUGCUGUUCGGGAAGAUCGGAGACCUCAUACCUGGAGUAAAGAAGAUCUACAUGCAGGUGCGCUCGUUCAUAUUACUGGGUCUGAUGUCCAUGAUGAUACCUCAGUGCGCCGUGUUUGAAGGUCUGGUGGUGGUUUUUGUAUUGAUGGGUCUGUGUGACGGCUGUUUCAUCACAAUCAUGGCCCCCAUCGCCUUUGAGUUAGUAGGGCCCAUGCAAGCGUCUCAAGCUAUCGGCUACCUCCUCGGCCUCAUGGCCAUACCAAUGACAGCGGGACCCCCGAUCGCAGGACUUCUUCACGACUAUUUCGGAAACUACCACGUGGCGUUUUAUCUGGCUGGUGUUCCUCCGAUAGUGGGGGGUAUUGUGAUGUUUUUUGUACCUCUGGUGCACCAGCGCAUGCAAAGACGACGAAAAGAGGCCAACGACCCCAGCAUGGACAAAAUGUUGAAGAACUGCUCUAAUGGAGACAUGCUGCCCGGAUACACAGACAUGGAGACGCACAUAUGAAGCCCACAGCCGCAGAAAGGGAUUCAUCUCACCAGCACUGCUUGUGGCGUGUGUUCGUGAGUGCGUGUCAAGAUGGCGUGUGACGUAUUUCCUCUUUGCUUGGCUCUAAUCAAACCCGAGGCCUCAAGGCUUUCCCCUCUGCUCGUUUGCUGUUCUGGAGAGGAGACGUGAUCGUCCAUCAAGAGCCCAAACCCUCCUCCAGGGGCCGUUUCCAGCGGCUCUCUAGUGAUCGAACAACUUCAGCGUGCUGAUCUGGGCAAAAUCUCCGCCUGCUCGCGUUUCUCACGAGAAUGUGAACGGACUGCUCAGGUAGCGCGCGAGCCAUCGGUUAAAUUAGGACAGCAAACGUUUUAGCACCUUUAUAAAGGAAACUUUAAUUUGAUGUGAGAGAGUAGCAUUUCCAGCACAGAGAAAAAGUGCUGUUCAUUGAGCUUGAUAGUUUAUUGUCUAGAUUAUGCAAAUCAGAUUUGUAAGCUUUAGGUGUUUUCAGAAUACAAUUUUUUUUUUUUAGAAAUCCUUCAUAGACUUGCUUGGAAUUGAUUUCGGAAACUUUUAUGAGACAAAUCCGUCUUUCUUCGUGCACUUUCUGCUACCAACUUUGAUAACCUCAGCCGCCAUUUUCUUAUCAUGCAUCACUUAUGAAUUAUGUAGAAAUGAAAACUAAACGAGGAAUCAUUUUUAUGAUUUUUUAAAUUUUUUUUAAAAAGCUAAUCCUCUGUCCUUAAUACUAUCUGCUAAAUUUAGUUCAGUAAUCAGCUAUGCAGUAAGGAGUUCACAAACUGUGCCAUGACCAUUGAGACUAGAUGAUCAAUAUUCAUAAUAGGGGUGAAUCUCGUGAAAAAUGUAAAUAGAAAUUAUAUUUUGCAUGAUAUAUUUUUUUGCUUUUUUAGUUUUUUAACAAUAUGCUCAUUUUCGCCAAAUUUAUAUGAUGCGAAAACAAUCAUCACAAUACAGUAAAACAAUCAAAUCCAGACACAUUUAUUAGUAAAAAAAUU